This is a messenger RNA of Trichoderma aggressivum f. europaeum, 1698 nucleotides long. RefSeq lists its product as uncharacterized. The record is from RefSeq and is a predicted model, not a curated record. The transcript has a single exon. NCBI's taxonomy places the organism in Eukaryota, Fungi, Ascomycota, Sordariomycetes, Hypocreales, Hypocreaceae. Bases 1 to 1698 code for a protein of 565 amino acids.
AUGAUACGCUCAAGAUGGCCCUGGACGCUUCGGCUAACAAGCUCAGCUCAUCAGUCUGUGGCGCAUCAUCAGAAGCGUUGCAAGGCCUUUGUGCGGAGACUCGACAAGAACAACGAGGUCUAUUACACAAUAUCCAACAAGCGGCCACCAAAGUCUCCCGACUCCAUUCCCGUUCGGGAUGACUUCUUUGAGAUGCCGGAUCUAUUGCUGGACCUCGACGCUGACGGAAGCCGGUUUGUCCGCCCGGCAGACCAGGCCGAUGAGGAGCGCCUGGAGAGGAAAUGGGACGUUGACACGAAGAGACUCAAUGUUCAGCAUCAGUUGAAGCAGCUGCGAGACCAAAUCGACGAGUCACGGAGGAAGGCUGAUGAUGUCUUGUCGAACCCGGCAAAUAUCUGGAGACUCACCUCACAUGACGUUCUCUCAGCAGCUCUUCGCUGCCAACCAGGAACCGUCAACCAAAUUGACAUGAGCACGACAACCUCAGAAGCACCACCUACUCUCAAUAGGCUCACCUUGAAUCAAGAACCUAGGUUUCUUGAGACGCUCUGUAGAGAAAACGGCAUCCCUCCCCAUGCGCUGCAAGAUGACCAAGUCCUUCUUGAGUGGAUGUUGCUACGGUUCAAGAGCCUCAAGCGGUCUAUAACGAAUCGAAGCGAACAGCCACUAUCCCCAUCUCAGCUGGCAACUGCUCUACAGAAUUCAACGUCAAUCACUGGCAUCCGCCGGCUGGUGUUUCAUGCUCUGAGUUCUGGAGAGGCAGCCAACCUCUAUUUCCCCAAGACAAAGGGGGUCAACGAUGAAUCAAAAGGCACACUAAACGUGGCCCGGGAAAUACGCAACGCCUGUUUCAAUGUCUUCAGUGAGCAUCCAGAAAAGGCUGUAGUCCAUCUGGAAAUACUGGGCUUCAUUGGGAAUCUGGCUGCAAGAUUGUCAUCUCACGGUGCUGCUAUUCCACCUGCUCUGACCGGACUGGCACUUCGACUUUCUGCAGCAGCGGGACUUACUGGAGCGACAUCUGAAUGGCUGCAUAGAGGCUUUGUGAACUGCACAUGGGAGCAUCAUACGGCAUCGUCGAACGACGUAGCCGAAACUCUCACGACAUUCGCCCAGCAUCUGGGGAACUCAGGGGAAGGCGGCUUAUACGCCGUUCACGAUCGACAACUGCUCUUACAGCUGCUGACUGGCAUUGAUGAGAAUCACACACUCUCAAGUGAUUCUUUGCGCUCGCUUCCCCUACUGUAUCUCAGCGAACAGAGUCAAGUCCCAACAGACGGGGCAUAUGAAAUGUACGAAUCAUAUAUGACUCUGCUAGGCCAUCUCGGGGCCGUGAGAACCAUCUGGAAAGAAUGGCACGUCUCAAGACCUAUUGUAACGCGGUUCCUGAAGCCAAACGACGGCAUCCAACGGCUCAAGCAUCUAUACGAAACAUCGCUACUGAGCGCUCUUCGAGUAGCUGCCACCUUGGAGACACGAUGCCCUCCGGAUAUGGAGCUGGGCGAAUGCAUCGCGCAGGACUAUCACUCAAUUGCCGCACAGGACACCGACUCUUGGCAUGCCAAUGCAACGGAAACAGCUCGAUCAAGCAAGUCUACAAAUGCCAGCUCUCCAGGCUUGCCGUCUUUCGACCUCCCCCUUGACGAAUGGAUUGCAAAACUCGACGAGGCCAACCGUCAGAGGGCACCCUCGGCUCGAUGA